Messenger RNA from Fukomys damarensis (Damara mole-rat), 2302 nucleotides. RefSeq names its product neuropilin and tolloid like 1 (gene Neto1). The transcript has 8 exons. The coding region runs from base 335 to 1411 and encodes 358 amino acids. Gene Ontology annotation, molecular function: protein binding. The record is from RefSeq and is a predicted model, not a curated record. NCBI's taxonomy places the organism in Eukaryota, Metazoa, Chordata, Mammalia, Rodentia, Bathyergidae.
UUUACAUCAGUAUCUCUCAACAUCAGAAGUGACCAUAAUAUGUGAUAUCUAAGGGUUCAAAAUAACAAGACCAUGACAAGAGUCAAGAAAACUCUAUAUCCUGUCUGUGUGUGAGGAAUAAUUUCAUCCUUGUACAGGUCACUUUUGUUUUUCCCUGGGCUGCAUACCUAUGGUAAAAUCAAUUGCAGAAUUUUGGAAUGAGACCACCAUUUUUGGCUUAAGACAGGUAGGAUCCUUCUGCUGCUCACAAUGAAAUGCACUUCCCCUGAAACACUUUGAUCCUGACUUUAAGGACCUUGGAGUUUUGAAGCCAUUGCCAGCGUGUGAGUUUGAGAUGGGCGGCCCAGAAGGAAUUGUGGAGUCCAUACAAAUUUUGAAGGAAGGCAAAGCUUCUGCCAGCGAGGCUGUGGAUUGCAAGUGGUACAUCCGAGCCCCUCCACGAUCCAAGAUAUACUUACGCUUCUUGGACUAUGAGAUGCAGAAUUCAAAUGAAUGCAAAAGGAAUUUUGUGGCUGUCUAUGACGGAAGUAGUUCCGUGGAGGAUUUGAAAGCUAAGUUCUGUAGCACUGUGGCUAACGAUGUGAUGCUCCGCACAGGUCUUGGGGUGAUCCGCAUGUGGGCAGACGAGGGCAGCCGAAACAGCCGAUUUCAGAUGCUCUUCACAUCCUUUCAAGAACCUCCUUGUGAAGGCAAUACAUUCUUCUGCCACAGUAACAUGUGUAUUAAUAACACAUUGGUCUGCAAUGGACUCCAGAACUGUGUAUAUCCUUGGGAUGAAAAUCAUUGUAAAGAAAAGAGGAAAACCAGCCUGCUGGACCAGCUGACCAACACCAGUGGGACUGUAAUUGGCGUGACUUCCUGCAUUGUGAUCAUCCUUAUUAUCGUUUCUGUCAUUGUACAGAUCAAACAGCCUCGUAAAAAAUACGUCCAAAGGAAAUCAGACUUUGACCAGACCGUUUUCCAGGAGGUGUUUGAGCCUCCUCACUAUGAAUUAUGUACUCUCAGAGGGACAGGAGCAACAGCUGACUUUGCAGAUGUGGCGGAUGACUUUGAAAAUUACCAUAAACUGCGGAGGUCAUCUUCCAAAUGCAUUCAUGACCAUCACUGUGGAUCCCAACUGUCCAGUACUAAAGGCAGCCGCAGUAACCUCAGCACAAGAGAUGCUUCUAUCUUGACAGAAAUGCCUGCACAGCCCGCCAAGCCCCUCAUCCCACCCAUGAACAGAAGAAACAUUCUCGUCAUGAAACACAACUACUCGCAAGAUGCUGCAGAUGCCUGUGACAUCGAUGAAAUCGAGGAGGUGCCAACCACGAGUCACAGGCUGUCCAGACAUGAUAAAGCCGUCCAGCGGUUCUGCCUCAUUGGGUCUCUAAGCAAACAUGAAUCUGAAUACAACACAACUAGGGUCUAAAAAGAAAAUUCAAGAGAAGAACUAUUUAUACAAACAUGGGGACUGUGAAAAGAAAAUUCUAUAGUGAAUUGUGAAAAGUGGACAUAUUUCUAAAUUCAUUCCACUGCCUUUAUCCAAACUUAAGAAUUACAGACAUUUGUUACUCCUUCGGCAAGACACCCCCGCUGCACAAUGAUAUGUUCAUUUCGUAAUUUGGUUGCUGGCCACCAAGUGCUCCUUAGUUUUUAAAUACAUUUUGAGAUUUACUGGAAACUUGAAGAAGAAAUUAGUUCCUGAUUAAGACUAUCCCAACCUUAUUUUUAUUGUCAGUUUCACUUUUGUUUCUAUGUUGUUUAUGUCUUUGUUAUAUAAUUGUACAUUGUGUGAUAUGUGGGAAAAAAAACCCCAACUUUGGAUGAACCUUAUGUUACAUAUACAUUGUUUUCAUUAUAUAGACUGCUUGAGAAUAGUGCGUUCCUGAGUGAUUUUGAACAUGCUACAGUGAAAAGUGAAAAUGUGGACCAUGGAAACACCAGCUAGAGCUUUUACGGACUAUACACACUCAUUAUUUUGGUGUUAUUAUUAAACACAGUAAUAAGUAAUGAGUCAAAUUACUAGACGGCAAUAAGAAAAAUCUCAUUUUUUGUCUUCCCUGUAUAACCAUAAUUUCUUUUUUAUGUUGUAUCAAAGGAUGAUACCAAGUUUCAGAAAUCAUUUUGAAAUUAGGUAUUUUACCGUUUAUACCCUACAAUAGACAUGCUUUUGAUUAGACACUUAGCAAUAUGACUGAAUUGACAGUUUGAGAAAAUACCCUGCAUGUCAGUACUGGAUAUUUGAGUUGGGGAAAUAUCCUCUUUAUUAGACACAUUGUAAAAAGCAUGCAUUCUCAAUACUGCUGUUACUCUUUCAUUU